Molecule: messenger RNA, 2967 nt
Organism: Aureobasidium melanogenum CBS 110374
Lineage: Eukaryota; Fungi; Ascomycota; Dothideomycetes; Dothideales; Saccotheciaceae
Product: 1 U5 small nuclear ribonucleoprotein component
Exons: 3
Coding region: 1-2967 (988 amino acids)
Biological process (GO): mRNA splicing, via spliceosome
Cellular component (GO): U2-type catalytic step 2 spliceosome; U4/U6 x U5 tri-snRNP complex; cytosol
Molecular function (GO): U5 snRNA binding; GTPase activity; GTP binding
Source: RefSeq, a predicted model, not a curated record
AUGGACGACCUUUACGAUGAGUUCGGUAACUUUAUCGGCGAGCCCGAAGACUCGGACAUCGAACAGGAGCAGGAUGUCGAUGCCAAUGACUAUCUCUACGACCAGGACGAGCCGGAUGAGGUUACUGCUGCUCAUGACCAGCAGUUGAUGGAAGUCGACGAUGAAGGUCCCUCAAAUGCCGUCGUUCUUCACGAGGACAAGCAAUACUACCCUACUGCGCAACAGGUUUACGGUCAGGAUGUCGAGACUAUGGUUCAAGAGGAGGAUACACAGGCCCUGUCACAGCCAAUUAUCGCUCCUGUCGUUCAAAAGAAGUUUACUGUCGAAGAGGCCGACCUGCCUCCUGUUUUCUUCAGCCGCGAUUUCAUGACCGACUUGAUGAACUUUCCCGAUCAAAUCCGCAAUGUCGCCCUUGCUGGCCACCUUCACCAUGGUAAAACGGCUUUCAUGGACAUGCUCGUUAUGCAAACACACAAUAUUCAAGAGAAACUUGAUCAAAGGAAGGGCCGCGAUCGAGAAGAGCAACUGAGAUAUACCGACACCCAUAUUCUGGAGCGCGAAAGAGGUGUGUCGAUCAAGACUGGUCCCAUGAGUCUGGUCCUGCCUGCUACAAAAGGAAAGUCACACUUGAUCAACAUGCUGGAUACUCCUGGUCACGUCAAUUUCGCCGAUGAGGUUGCUGCUUCUCUACGCCUGGUUGAUGGUGUUGUCUUGAUUGUCGACGUUGUUGAGGGUGUCCAAGUACAAACCGAAAUGGUCAUCAAGCACGCUGUCUUGAACCACCUACCACUGGUCCUGGUCAUCAACAAGAUGGACCGCCUGAUUCUGGAGCUCAAGCUGCCCCCUGCUGAUGCUUACUUCAAGCUCAAGCAUGUCGUGGAGGAGGUCAACACUGUCAUUGAAAACACCAUUCCCGGUCAAGGCGAGAAGUACCGUGUCAGUCCCGAAAAGGGCAACGUUGCUUUUGCUUGUAGCAUGAUGGGCUGGUGCUUCACUCUUCCAUCUUUCGCCCACAUGUACGCCGAGACAUAUGCCGGCAGUGGUCUGGAUGUGCCCGAGUUCAGCAAGAGACUUUGGGGCGACAUUUACUUCAACCCUGGAAGUCGUAAAUUCACCCGUCGUGGAACUGAACCAGCCAGCAAACGCUCUUUCGUCAACUUCGUCCUCGAACCCAUCUACAAGCUCUACUCACACACCAUCAGCGAAAGCCCCGAAGAUCUCAAAAAGACACUGGAAAGUUUGGGCAUUCAUCUCAAGCCCACACAACUUCGCGCAAACGCCAAGGAUCUUCUGAAGAUGGCAUGCGAGCAGUUCUUUGGUCCUGCAACCGGUUUUGUGGAUAUGGUCGUUGACCACGUCCCAUCACCUGUAGAGGGAGCUAAGCAGAAGCUUGAAAACUACUACACUGGUCCUACCGAUACUAAGACAGCCGAAAGCAUGCUUUCUUGCGACCAGGAUGGUCCCCUCAUCGUCCAUGUUACGAAGCUGUUCAAUACUACUGAUGCAACUGGAUUCAACUCAUUUGGUCGCGUCAUGAGUGGUACAGCACGCCCUGGUCAAAAAGUGCGUGUACUCGGUGAGGGAUACACGAUCGAGGAUGAGGAAGAUAUGGUGGAAGCUACUAUUUCUGAUGUCUGGAUUGGCGAAUCGCGAUACAACAUUCCUACCAGCGGCGUUCCUGCUGGUAACUUCGUUCUUCUUGGAGGCGUCGACAAUUCAAUCGUCAAGACUGCUACCAUUGUCGCGCCUAAGCUUCCAGAAGAUGAGGACGCCUAUAUUUUCCGUCCUGUGCAACACUUCUUCGAGUCUGUCUUCAAGGUGGCUGUCGAGCCUAUCAACCCAUCUGAGCUUCCCAAGAUGCUUGACGGUCUCCGCAAAAUCAACAAAUCAUAUCCUCUCAUUACUACCAAGGUGGAAGAGUCGGGUGAGCACGUUGUUUUGGGAACUGGUGAGCUUUACAUGGACUGUGUUUUGCACGACCUGCGCCGAUUAUACGCCUCCAUGGAGAUCAAGGUCUCCGACCCUGUCACACGUUUCUGCGAAACGGUGGUAGAGACAUCAGCCAUCAAGUGUUACGCACUAACACCAAACAAGAAGAACAAACUCACAAUGGUUGCCGAACCUCUUGAUGAAGGCAUUGCCGAGGACAUUGAGAGUGGGAAGGUCAACAUCAGAGAUCCAGUGCGCAAGGUCGGCAAGUUCUUCGAAGAGAACUACGGUUAUGAUCUGCUAGCCUCGCGCAACAUUUGGGCCUUUGGUCCUGACGACAUGGGACCUAACAUUCUACAAAACGACACAUUACCGUCAGACGUGGAUCAAAAACUUCUCAAGGGUGUCCGAGACACAAUUCGUCAAGGCUUCUCAUGGGGAACUCGCGAAGGACCUCUCUGUGAAGAGCCAAUUCGCAAUACCAAAUUCAAGAUCACAGACGUCAGUCUCGCACCAGAGGCAAUUUACCGUGGUGGUGGUCAAAUCAUUCCCACAGCUCGUCGCGCAUGCUACAGCAGUUUCCUGAUGGCAAGCCCGCGACUAAUGGAGCCGGUAUACAGCUGCUCCAUGAUCGGCAAUGCAGACAGUGUGAGCAGUCUGUACACAGUCCUCGCCAGACGCAGAGGUCACGUCCUCUCUGACGGCCCAAUUGCCGGCACACCACUCUACAAAGUGUCAGGUCUCAUUCCUGUAAUAGACUCGUUCGGUUUCGAAACCGACCUUCGCAUCCACACUCAAGGACAAGCCACAUUAUCACUUGUCUUUGACCGCUGGAGCAUUGUACCUGGUGACCCACUGGACAAGAGCAUCAAGUUGAGACCGCUGGAGCCUGCUUCUGCACAAGCCACUGCUCGUGACUUUGUGCUCAAGACACGUAGGAGGAAGGGCCUGGCUGAAGAUGUUACGAUUAGCAAGUUCCUUGAACCUGAGUUGUUCAGGAGUCUGAAGGAGAGUGGUAUCUUGGAUCAACCGGCGUAA